Messenger RNA from Nematostella vectensis (starlet sea anemone), 2436 nucleotides. RefSeq names its product protein rolling stone. Gene Ontology annotation, cellular component: membrane. Bases 1418 to 2242 code for a protein of 274 amino acids. The transcript has 2 exons. NCBI's taxonomy places the organism in Eukaryota, Metazoa, Cnidaria, Anthozoa, Actiniaria, Edwardsiidae. The record is from RefSeq and is a predicted model, not a curated record.
UUGUUAUACGAUGACCAAAGACUAUCAAAAGCUAUAGACCCUUGUCUUGUUAUACGAUGACCAAAGAAUAUUAGCCGGCCCUCAUUCGGGCUUAUUCGCGUUCGAAGGCCGAGGUGCGCUGGGGCGAGGGUGCGGCGAUCCAAUGAAUUCCAAAUAUUCGAAAACAAAACAUUUCCGAAUAUCCCCGAAUGACAGCCGGCUAACAGGCUAAAAGAAUAUUAAAAGCAAAAUAGACCCUUGUCUUGUAAUGCUAUAGCCCAAGAAUGUCAAAAGCUAAAGACCCUUGUCUUAUUGUACGAUAACCAAAGAAUAUCAAACUGCGCACGAUAUUGCUCUAAAACAAUAACAAAUUCAGAUUGUAUUUUCUGUCGAACAUCCGUCUUUUAGAUAUUACGACCCACCAAUGCUAAAGUGAAUACCAAAAAAGAAAAUACAUGCAUAGAAACUAAUUUCCUACUAUCGUGUCACUUUUUACUGCAAUAAAGGAAAAGCCUUUAGUAUCCUGCCCAAUGUACUGUCUGGCGCUCCCUGGAUGAGCGAUUAUUUGGGUUCGCCAAAAGAAACCCCAAAACACGCUGAGAGACGCCCGCGAGAAGAGGCUACAUUAGGAGUAGCGAUGGGUAAAUCUGAGACCUGCGUUUCAUAAUCCGAUGCCGAGACUUUUGUCAAAUUUUGGAAUCCGAGCCGCCCGAGCUUUUCACGUCUAUUAAAAACCGAGCCCGAGCUGCCAUUUGUUAAAACUGCAAAGACGAGACUCGAUGAUGGAAUCGUUCUUGUUAGAGAAAUCGGCUCGGCCACCUUAGAGAAUCACAACACAAACGGAACGUCACAUAUUUCAUUCUAUGUCGUGAGUCUGAUUGGCUUACAUAUCAGGCUAGUCCCGAGCAUGCGCAGAUCGCGUUUAAAAAUCUGGGACUCCGAGGCCGCGGUAGAAAGAAAACGAGACCCCGAGACCAAUAAAAUUUUGAAAGAUCGAGACUUGCGUAAAAAACGCCGAGAUUCCGAGACUUUGCGAACUUUUUUGAAAUUUCGAGGUACCCUUCGCUACCCCUUACAUUGCUCGAACCUCGCGAGGACAUGAAGGUGUGAGUGAUUAGGUAUGGAUGAUCGAGAACGUAUGCUAAUCUGCGCAGCCUUAGUCAUACAGUGUGGUCAAGCGUCAAUCGUUUGACAUCUUGAACAAAAGCAUUCAAAUAGUAUGCAAUCACGAUAAAGGGUUCACGAAUGCUAGGAAUACCUUAUGACAAUUAACUGAGUGUUAUAACUGUGUGUUAAACGGUGUAACGACUAGAAUAUACGGAUACUACGGAUACACCAAAAAGGUUGUUCUCAAAGUGCUUAGUACCAGGGAGCGGUAGCCGGGGGAGAGAAUUUGUACAAUUUCUUACUGAUCAGGACACAAACUGUGGAGGUUGAUAUGUGCUUGGAAGAAUUCAAACUCUCUAAGAUAAAGCCGUGCGACGAGGAGGCAUGCUGUUGCGCGGAAUCGCCGUGGUUUCCAUGGCCCGUCAUGCUGGUCUUUCGUUUCCUUGUAGCAGCCUAUAACACCGGCUGGCUUAUUUACAGCGGAUUCCACGAGGCCAACGGCAAAACCAAGUGGUUCAUUUACUUGACCAACUGGGGUUACCUCCUAGAAACCGUGUACUUCAUCUACGCAUCGGCGGUAACUCUGUGGUUCCAUAUACGUGAGAAAAAGAACAAAGUUAGCAAAAACGAGAAAGACGUGGAAAUGGAUGCGAAAAAAGAUCAAAUCCAGAAGAACGAGGACCAAUCGGACUUCAACUUCUCUGAUCUAAUGAGAUACCACCACUCGCUUAUGUGGAUUUUGUUCAACAUUGCUGCCGACACUGCCGUGCUAAUUUCCAUAAUAUACUGGGGCUGGAUGGUUGGACCAAUCGACGGACUUGAUGUCAGUACGCAUGCGCUGAACACCGUCUUCAUGAUCUUGGAGCUUGUGCUGAGCAAGUUACCCAUUCGCCUUCUGCACUGUAUCUACCCACUCGUGUUCGGCCUGUGUUACAUGAUAUUCACCGUGGUGUAUUGGGCUGCAGGAGGCACUAAUGCUAACAACAAGCCGUAUAUCUACAGUAUCGUGGACUAUAAGGACAGCCCUGGUAUGGCUGUGGGGAUUCUCCUCGGGGCUUUGCUUGUCUUGUUACCUAUCGUGCAUUCCGUGUUCUUUGGUGUGUACAAGCUGCGUUGCUAUUUGUCCGAGAGAUCGUGCGGAAAGACCAAUGCGUAGUAUGCAUUUAAGUGAUUGCUUUACAUGGGAUGUGUAUAAUCGUAUUGUUUUAAAGCGUUGUGAUUUGCUGGCAGAUUUUAAAGCUAAAGGAAUGUAUUACUCAUAAUAACAGAAUCUAUACCAUAUCCAUGUAUCCUAGUAAAAAUGAGACCAUGUGUCCGAGUAAAAAAUGAGACCAUGUCACCGAGUAAAAA